AUGGAGUCCACACCUACUCUUCCCAUCCCGAUCUCUUAUGUAUCUGGUAGAUACCUGCUGUUCUCCAUUGACGCAGUCACUUAUCUGCGACGCGAGCACAAUAUCUGCGGCGUGUUGAUCGGGACCCUCCCUCAAAUCCCGCAGCAGAAUGUGUUCCUGGGUCUGCCACUGGAAUUGAUGCCCGAGGAGGCACGGGUGUUGGUGGACAAGGGUGUAGCUUGCAUUGUAGACGAAGCCAAAGCACACGAUGGCAUGCGAUCACUCCUAGAGGAGGAUCGUCGACAGUAUCUCCGCGACCUAGAAUCCCAAGGCCAGCUCGCUACGCGUAUCUUGGCAGAUCGCAAGGAUCAGCUAAGAGAACAAUCCUUGAAGGAGAUAGACGAGAAGAAAGCCAAGGGUCUGGCUGCCAAAGCCGCCAAGGCUGCACAGGCCGCCGCCGAUGCUCAAAUCGCCGCUUCAUCAGCCCCUGCUUCGACUGAGAAAGAUGAAUCGAGCUCGAUCUUUGCCGCAGAGGAUGAGAUGUCGUCUCUAUCUCGCACAACUGGCACAAGCACACCGGCACCUCAGCAAACCAUGGGCAUCACACCUACUACUUCCUAUCCGCCGCUACCUCAUCCCGUCUCCUCGUCCGGUCAAUAUCUCCCUAAGCCCAAAGUGCCUUUAUCCUAUCCUCUCUUUGCCCACCUACAUUCACGAGGCUACUUCCUGUCGCCCGGUCUACGAUUCGGAUGUCAAUACGUUGCAUACCCAGGAGAUCCUCUUCGAUUCCAUUCUCAUUUCGUCGUCGUCUCCGCGGAGUGGGAUCAGGAAAUGGAUUUGAUGGAUAUCGUCAAUGGUGGUCGACUGGGAACCGGUGUCAAGAAGGGUUUCCUCCUAGGUGGACCCCAAAAGAGAAGGGAUGAGGUCGAGUCUGAGGCCGAUCGCAUCGAGACUGUCCGCACCUUCAGUAUCGAAUGGGCCGGCAUGUGA
Molecule: messenger RNA, 969 nt
Organism: Penicillium cataractarum
Lineage: Eukaryota; Fungi; Ascomycota; Eurotiomycetes; Eurotiales; Aspergillaceae
Product: tRNA splicing endonuclease subunit SEN34
Exons: 1
Coding region: 1-969 (322 amino acids)
Biological process (GO): tRNA splicing, via endonucleolytic cleavage and ligation; tRNA-type intron splice site recognition and cleavage
Cellular component (GO): tRNA-intron endonuclease complex
Molecular function (GO): nucleic acid binding; tRNA-intron lyase activity
Source: RefSeq, a predicted model, not a curated record